CUUCCUUCUAGAGGAUCAUGGGAAGCAAUCCUGCUUUUGAAGCGGAGGGAUUUUCGAAACAUUUCUGAAAUAUCUUCGUUAUAUAAUGUAAUAAAACCGCAACGUUAAAACACUAACCAUCGUCUCAUUAGUAUAACCGUAUAAUCAGAAGGAAGAGAUGUUAAAAGAUGGAGCUGAAGCUGGAGGUUGUUGUGUCAUCUAGCAUCAAACGGAAGAAACCAUGGCCGCGAUUCUGCUGGCUGGGGCAGGAAAAGGAGUCAGUUUUUCUGUUGGAUGACAAACGGAUCAGUGAGAUCAACAUGGUGUCUGGUCGCACCAAGAAAAAGAUGCCUAAACUCCAUCCUCUGCUUAGCAGUGUGGUGAAAAUGACUCCAUCUCACAAUGGGAUGUGGUUGUGUGGAGUUUUGGUGUCCGGAGAGUUAUUUUUGUGGAACAGGGAUAAAGAUUUACUGAAGACUGCAACAGCAGUGCCUGAAGUGAUUCAGAUGAUCAACUCUGCUCAAGGAAAUUUUCUAAAGUUGUGCCUACAGGUUUCAUGCGAUGGGACGAGAGUGCUUCUGACUACGAUAACUGGGCAGGUGUUCCUGUGGGAGUGCACAGAGAGGAAGGAUUUUCCAGGCCUGCGGGACGGACCUGUUAAAGGGCAGUGGACUAAUUUACUGCCACUUAAAGAGACGAUUUUGCCUUCUUCAAAAGAUAAAGAAGCAUCCCAGCAGACCAUCUUUUUAAAAACAGAGGUUAUGAUGGACAUUUGCUUAUCAGCAUUUAUUUUCAUCUCUGGGAAGCAGCUUGUUGUCACCAUUCUAAAAAUUCAGUGGAGCCAAGGCAGUGUGAGGAUGGGUUCUGUUGGUUACACCAUACAGUGGGCUUCCAAAACAUACCCCAUGUCUCAUCUGUACCCACCCUGCCAGCCAGUAAAGUCCAGAGGAGCCUUAGUGCUAGCCUUUUCUCCUGAUGGACGCCUGUUAGCCAUUGUACUGAACCAGAGGAAGCCAAAGGACACACAGGUCCUUUUUGUGAGCAUGCAGAACUUUGUUUCAAUAUCAAGCGACCUGGGAGGAUGUGGAAGCAAGAAAAUGGAUAUCCCAUCAAAAUAUGUUAGGUCGUACUGGGUGAGUAGCAUCAGCUGGUCAGCAGGAGGCCUUUUCCUUGCCUGUGUCUUGAAGAGGGGCUCCCUCCUGAUGCUGGCUCGCCUUGGUGGGCUUCUCACCCUGACAAGUUCUGGUUGCAAUGUUGAUUUUGGUCCUGCGCACUUCCUGCCCCUGCAUCCGCUGGUCACCUACAGACCACCACUCUCUGGAGAGAAUGGAGAGGCCUCUCUUUCCAGCUCCAGCUUGUCUCUACGUGAUCUAAUGAGGCAGCGGUUUUCUGUCACCUGGCACCCCCGACUGCUAUAUCUCAUUGUGUCUGACGGCUACAUGGCCACAGUUAUGAAGGUGCAGGGCAGACUUUCAGCAGCACUCUUCCUGAAUGCUCUUCUAAAAGAAGCUGGCAAGGAUCUGGAAAAAGCAAGCAGCAAAUUAGAAAAAUCCCAGGUUCAUGUGAAGGCUUGGCUGGAGUCUAUGUCUUGCUUUAAUUCAGACAGCAGCCUUGAGGAGCUCAGUCCGUCUGUCACAUGUCGGCUUAAAGUGUCAGACUCCACCAUUUCAGCUGCGACAGAUCAAACCAGGCUGCCGCUGUUCCUGCAGGACCAGCAGACACUGGGUGGUACCAAGGAGCUCCUUGAAAGCAUGCAGACUUUCUUUGAAGAGGACUCUGAUUUGGAAGGACUUCCUGUUGGUUCUCGUUUGCAGGAAGGAGGCCGUUUAGAGUUUGCCUCAAUGUUUGACACUCUCCAUGCAAUGGACACUUACAGUGAAUCUGUUGUUGAUACAAACAGCAAGAAGAGACAAACAGAAAAGAAGAACCCUCUUUAUUCUGAGAUGGCGAAGAUUCAGAGGAAGCUGCUCACUGCUUGGGCUUUUGCCAUGUCAUUGGGGGAUGAAGUUGAACACAGAGUUCAUCUUCUGAAGCGUACGCUUUACUGUGUGGUUUGGUUUGCAGCUUUACUCCACCUGGCCCCCAUACGAGCAAGGGAUACCCCGGUUUCUACACGCUUGCUCCACCUCAUUAAAGCUCUGCUGUCUUUCCUGUCCUGGGACAGCCUUUCCUCAGAUGGACAGCACUGCUUGGGGCUAAUGGUGGGGUUUACUGAAAGGAUAGUGCGUCUUCUUUUCACCCCUCAGCCUGAAGCCCACCUGACUGAGAACUACCUUUUAUCAUCUCAAAGUUUAUCCAGGAUAAUUCAAAUCAUGCACUUAGUCUCCGAUUCUCUUGACUGCACUUACAGCUUAGAGCAGAAAACGUAUUGGUCUCCUGAGGAGUUUUCCUCUUCCCAGCCAUAUCUCUGGUCUUCAGAUGUUUACCAUGUACCCCUGCUGCAGGCUGUGAAUAAAGACACACCUGCUUUUAAACAUCAGCUGAUACCUGUUCCUCGGCAACCUUCAAGCAGAUUGCUUGGAGUCUGGCAGCUAAUUUAUGAUGUUACUCAGCGAUAUACAGAGGAACUGAAGAAGCUUAAAGGCUGCGAUGGCAAGGAGGAAGAGGAGCAAAAACUGUCUGCCAUCACAUCCCAGAUCCAGACAGCUCUGCAGGCAACAGGAGAAAACCUGGAAGACGGGCGUUUGCUGCUGAGUUACCAAGGCGAGGACCUUUUCCUUUGCGGUUUGUACGCACAAAGUACACAGAUGUUACAAUUACAAAUCUGUGAGGAGGCAAACAAAGGCGGGAAGCGUAGUGUGUUCCAGGAGAUGCGGCUUUGUCUGGCGCUCCUAUAUAGUCUGUUAUCCCAGUAUCACCUGAGAGAAGCCCAGGAGUUGGGGGACUACAUGGCUCAACUACUUCUGCUCAGAGCUGGAAACCAGACUGAAAGUUUGACUUGCAGUUCAGAUCAUCUUCCUUACCCAUGGCUGCCCAUGGAUCUUCCCAGUGAUGCCGCCCUUGCUGUAAUUCAGGCCCUCGGAAGAUUCAUGGCCUCUUACUUCACCAACCAGCCUCUCUUCAUUCUGCCUGCUCACAAUGUGUCCAUCCUGCCUCCUCUGCACCUACCUCACGCCUCAAAUAUCGGCCGUUUGGUGCCUUUGUCCCAAGAAGAAGUAGCCAAAGCAGUUCGACAGCAACACCUGUCAGAGGUGUGGACAGUGGACUAUGCCCAGGACUUGCUGCUUUUGGGGGGUCUCCUGCCUGAGGCUGUGUGGUUGGCAUCUCAUCUGGGUGACUGGAAAACUGCAGUGACUCUAAGCCUGGCCUACACCAGUUACUGUUCAAGGAAUUUUGACUUUACUCAGAUUAGAAGGAGAGAUUUCCUCCUACCAUCAGAGUUACAGCCAGAAAGCAUUUUUCAGGCUGAGCUGAAGAGUCUUCUUGGCAGUAAAACAGAUUCAGAGAAGACUUUUAAAAACGGGAACGAAUGCUUUACAGAUCCUUCGGAAGGAGAAGAUUGGGAGUUGUUACAGGCUUCUGUGCAUGAAAUCCUGAAAGCUUCAGCCAUGGCAGGAGUGAAUGUCAUGUCGUUUCCUUUGUCAACGUUGUUGGACAAAGCUAAAGAACUGUGCUCGUUCCUGCCCACACUGGUACCCGCUGAAGUGUACCUGCCUGCGCCUCCUCUGUAUUGCCCACAGCCUUCUCUAAACACACAGGACCAAAGUUGCGGCCCUGAAGAAUUUGCUGAAGUUGUUUGUCGUCACAAAGUCUCCGGAGUUCUCCAAAGAUUGCUCCUUCUUCUGAGAUCUGCUCAUUGUUGCCGUCCUGCUGCACAGUGGUACAUCAGUCGUCUGCGGCGUGCCAGACACAUCCUUCACAAGAUUAAAAAGAAGUAUUCCUAUCCAUCAGCUGCUGAGGAGGAAAAUACUUUCCCUGAGGGACUAUUAAAGUUGAUCGGCCGUUCUGGAUACUUUAGACGGGACCCUAAAAAAGACGACCACCUGGACCCUGACACCAUCCAAACCAUCAUUUGUUUCAGAGAGCUUUGUGCUUUAUGCUGGAUGCUCCAUGUCAGGGAUCAGCUCUCCCUUCUAUGCAGGAAGUAUCAGGCUGCCAGACAAGAAGCGAUCCCAGAGGAUUCCCAGGUGAAUUCAGCCAAUGUUAAUGCUCUUCUGUGGGCUUGUCGUCUUCUGCCUUUCAUCCACUUCCUCGGUGGUGAGGAGGUCCUUCAGGACAUACUCCUCAGUCUACUGUCUGAACUUCCCCCUGUGCCCUUGGUGGCGGAGACGCUGGUUCGAGUCUUCCCCCAGGAGGAAGAUUCUGUCAGAGUGUCUUUAAGAGAGAAAUAUAACUUACUGCUGCAGAGACUGGGCCAGUGCAACCUUGAAGAAGGGGGGGAAGAUGGGAACAAGUUGAUGAUGAUUUUUGUUCAAGACAGAAAGAGACACAGGAGGAAACAUUUUGGGCGAUUGCAGAGGCAUUUGGCCCCGCCUGUGCUACAUCUGUGGACAAAAGCAGAUGAAGAGGAGGAAAGGGGGGGGAGAAAUGACAUGGCCACUUUGGGGCAGCUGUCCUUGGCUACUACUGUGAGCACCAGCAGCUUAACCGAUGGUGGGUUCCAGCCAGUGUGCAGCGAUGCAGACACUGCAGCGAACACACCUGAGGCCAUCUCCCCUGAACGGCACAAGAGCAGGAAAAAGAAAUCAAAUAAAAAUGACAAGAAGAUUGAACCUGAUUUGGAAAGUGACCUUAAAGGGAACCCCAACAUUACAGCGAGAGACAAGGAGCAGCUUUCUCUACCAGUGGUCGGCUCCUGGGAGUUUGAGCUGGAAGAUGAUGAGUACCUAAAUUUCUUGGAGCUCUUCCUUAGCUAUGUGCUAGAGAAGGAUACUACGGAUGCUAUGGACUGUGGAGAUGAGCUACCUUUGUUGAAAGGCUUCAGCUAUCAGCUAAGGGAGAAGGAGUUGCAUUCAUUAACUUUCGAUGUAGUCUCUACUGUGCAUCGUCGUCAAAGAGGUGGGCACCUCCUAGAGACAAAGCACUCAGGGAAGCCCUCGUCUGUUUUUAGAGCAGGCUGUUGUUAUAAACAUAAACAAAACCCGAUAACCGAAGCACAGACUUCUUCAGUUUGGAGUGAAGAUCCCAUUUCCAGGGACAGCAUUCCUGUCAGCCUUCAUCUCGGGCAGAGAACUGAGAAACAUAGAGGUUUGUUUGGCCUCAGGCAACAGAGUGAUAUCUCAUCAUCAAGAGUAAAGAAAGCAAAUCUUUCCUCUACUGUAGAACACCCCGCAGAGAGCCUUAAACCUGGCUUUUUAUCAUCCGUGGAAACUGUCACUGACUUACAGCAGGGCCUGGAUCCUGAGUUAGAGGCCCGGUUUCCAGAACUGGGCAGGCUGCUGGAGUGGAUGGUACGCUGGGCUGAUAGAAGGAUCCUGUUAGGACAUCACAAUAAAAAGAAGAAUGACUCUUCAGGCAAACCGGAUGAGGGAGUUGUGAUUCGUGUGAAAGCAACAGCACCUGCUAUCCUUACCUCUUUAGGUUUGCUGGAGCACAGGUAUACGACUUCACCCCAAACUGAGCAGUACACUUCCUACUGCCACGUCCCUGAAAUGCAAUGGACUGUUCUCCCUGUGCUGCAUUCGGAUGUGGAAAGAAAGACUGAGAGAGAAAGCAGCAUCGAUACUGGCUACCCUGGAUCUGCCAACACUCCCAUCACUGGUCCUGAUCUUAAAGUGCAACAAGAAGAAACCUCUCCUUCUGUCAUGGAUGAGCGUGAGGAGCUGACGUCUCCUCCUCCAGCGGAUCAGGUUCAGCUCAGACCUCCAGGUUCCCCACAGCCCAGUUUCACUGACUUGGAUUUUACACCUGAAAAAGACAGAAGCUGGCACAGUAAGAGCGUUGCUGUGAUACCUUCUGAUUCCAGUGAGGCUACCUCCAAAGAUGUCUGCACGCCUGAAACGAGCUUAAAGCUUGAAGACCUUGACUACGCUGAAAAACGUUUAUUCAGUUCCCAAUCCCAUUAUCCUCCUGUUAAGCCAGAACCUCAUGCUCUUCCAGAUUUACACCGUGAACCUCCUUCUCAUGCUGAAUCUCCUGAUUCAGGUCCCGCCCCCCUCCCCAACCCUGCUACCGAUCAACCAUCUCUCCAACCACAGAUCUCCACAGCUGGUGCGCCCCCUCCUGAUUGUACAACUCCUGCUCCGCCUUUGAUAACUUCCCCAAUGAGACAGCGUCUGGGUGAAGACCUACUCAGACUGGUUCAGCACAUCAACUACAUGAGUCUGAAUGAGGUUUUAGGAGCUACGUUCUCCAGCCUGCAGCUGGCUCAGAGGAACUCCUCUUCUGUCAUCCCUGGCAUGAACUCCUCGCAGCCUAAUGUGCCUUCAUCUUCUGUUACUCAAGUUAUUCGGGAGGAAAACAUUUUUCCAGUUCAAAACGCUACCUCUGCCGUGCCUCAAACACAUGCGUGUUUGCCAAAGUCAGAAUCCUCUGACCCCCAGGUGAAUCAGAUGGAGUCAUGUCAUUUUGCAGCCCAGCCUGUCAUGCAAAAAACAGGAGACAAUCUGAAUCACUGUGUGAUGCAGCCGCUCUCUGUCCAAGCAGCGUCACCAGAAAUUCAGGAAAGUGAAAAAAGGAGACUGAUCCCUUCUUCACACGGGCUCUUGGCCACUACUCAUGGCAGUGACACUAAUCCACACCUGCCCCCUAAAGGCAGUGCACAGACUGGCUCUAAAGGCAGUGGACAGACAGGCUCUGCUGUGCAGAUGUUGGGUCUGAAGCUACUUAAACUCCAUCAUUCUGCUACGUCCCAGCAGGCUGUCCCACGCUUUGCUGCACAGCACACGCAGACUCCUGAGUCCCACCAGCCCAAAGUUACACUCUAUCAUCAAUCAACUUGGAAAAACACAGAUGGACAGCAUCUGACCUUUAACCCUUCACAUGAUCCACCUCACAGGAACUCUCCAUCGCCCAUAUGGCCGCUGGGAGCGUCCGUCGGUCAAACUUUCCCUCUACUCCCUCCUGCUUUUCAGACUCCUAUAUCUACACCGCUGCAUGGCCUUCGCCUGCUGCAGUUACAGGAUGUUCCUCGUAGCAGCAUUCGCUUCCCCAAAUUAACUACAGCAGUUGCACCAAGACCUGUUGUUAUUUCUGCUGGAAUGACAGAAGCACCUUUAAUUAGGCUUUUACACAUUGAUCCUGGACCCAAAAUGAUGGAACCCCAGGGAAUCCAUUCAAACUCAGUGAGUCAUCUUAUGGAGGAGUUGACAAGUGCAGAAACCUUGCAGCAAGAUGCUAAAGUGGCUCCACUGCACUUACCUAGACAAGCUGAAUCCUAUGAAGGCAUUAGAAAGCUAACUAGCUCCCUAAGCUUGAGUUCCAGUAAAAGGCAAAAGAGGAGAGAAGAUAAGACAAAGGGAAGGAAAACAGAAGUGUCAUUUUGUCUGAAUGAGUCCAUAAUCCCGGCAAAAGAGGCAGCUCACGUACCUGAAAGUAAAGAAGCUGCAAUUACUGAAGAGAUCAAACCUGCACAGGACAUGACAGUUGCAGGAUCCUCCAGUGAUUUGCUGACCGGUAAUAGAUUACUGGAAAAAUUCUUCUCCACUUCAGCCGAGCUCCAUGCCUUCGCUUCAACAAGCAAACAUCCCCCGGAGUGUCACGAUGCUUUCACUAACACAGAGCCAGCUCUUACUCCUACAGUUGAGAACAGAUCUGUUUCUGUCCAGGCCUCACUAAAAACUAGCAGCCUAAAAAUGCAAAGUCUAGAGAAUUUCCCAGAAGACCCUGUUCGAGGCACAGUGGAGAACCAGCAUGAAACAGAGAUGUUGAAGGAUCCUGCUGGCCGCCAGUUUCUAAGCGUCUUCGAUCUGGAAGAUGUGAGGCAGCAUGAAGCUGUGUUGCCAUCCUCCAGCUUACAACCACUGGAUGUUUCUUCACCAACUUCUGCCCAGCUUCAUGUUCUUGCCACCUCUGUCUUUAGCUCUGCUGCUCUACAUGGUUCACAACCCUCAACCUCAGUUCCAAACGAUCUGUUGAAACCCAGAUCUACCACAGAAGUCCCUGAGGCUCCUCCUUCAUUCAGUCAUUCUGGCUCCAGUAGACCUGCAGAGAGAAUCCCUUUAAAUGGCGACGCAUCGGUAGAUUCGGGUGAAUCCAAAACCUGUCGAGCCAUAAAGGACCAGACACUUGUCUCUGAUAGAGCCCCUUCCUCACCUCCUGCAGUUUGCUUCUCUUCACGUCUGUCAGAGCUUGACUCUCAGCUGGCUGCUUUGCAGAACAUCGCAGAUCGUCUUGAGAUGGACUUUUCACAUUCAAGAAUGCUGGUAAACAAAAUAGAAAAGCUGUCCUCAGAAAGUGAGUCUGAUGCAAAGGGAUUUAAAAGAAGUGUCAGACUUUCUGCUCCAAUCAAAGCAUGGACGUCAAGGCCAGAUCCAGACCUCUUACCUGCUUUGAAGGAAUGUGACGAAAUUAGGGAAGAACAGGAAGAGGAACCCAUGUUUCAUAAAGUCUCCUGCAGUCCUGCAACAAAGUCAUCGCGUUAUGAUUCAACCAAAUCUUUCUCUCCGAGUCGGGGUCCUUCCUCUGCUCACAUCGCUCCAGGUUCAAAUGCAACUAAUUCAGACAUUUUUGUUGUCUUUAAUCACAAGUUUAUGCAGCACUAUUUCCUUGUAGAAAUUUAUUUUAAAAAAGCAAAAAUUUUCUCAAAUCUUUCACCCAAAGGAAAAAAAGAGCACUACAGUGAAAGCUACGACGUGUCUCACGAAUGGACAGAAAUGAAUCUGGGUCAGACUGAGUUAUCCGACACUAUGGAAAUCUUAGACGAGUUGGUGAAGGAAGGCUACUUAUCUCCCUCUGACUGGGAACCAACUCAGACUGCAGGCCCAAGCAGGAGGCAGGACCAACAGCAACAUGGCUGGACAUCCCAAAACAGUACACAUCCUGAGGAGGAAAAGAAGGACCUGAGGAUUUGGAUGAGACGAAAACAAAGGGACAGACUGGCAGCUUAUCAGAAACACAGACAGAGCCUGAGGGAGAGGGAGCACAAACCGUUCUCUGCCUCUUCAGCAGGGCUAUCAGCAAGCAGAAAACAAUCGAGCAGUGGGAGAAACAAAGAUGAAAAAGAAAAGUCCAUGCUUCUGAAGCAAUCCUACCAGAGAACACAGGAGGCUUGCUCUUUGGCCAAAGACGUCCUCAGUUCUUCUGUAACUGCAUCCACUUCCACCCAGGGUUUUGGGCCUCCAGUUCUCUCCAGCACCUGGUUGAUUUCACCUCCAGCCCCCUCUCCUUUUAAUGCUUCGAGGCCUCUGACCGCAGCAGCUAAUGAUAAAAGAAGCCUUAAGUCUCAGUCAGGAGUUUCUCCUCCACCCCCACAUUAUUCUGCAGAGGGGAGACUUUCAGAAGAUCGCAGCAGAAGACUGGGACUUCAUCGACCAGUAACAUUUUUGCCGGGGGAUCGACUGUCUCAGAUAACAAGGCGUGGAAUGCUCAGCAACACCAAGAACCGAUCCAUGUUUCAUGAAUCUAACCAGAAUCAGGGCCAGCGUGUUGGAUUCCAAACAAGAACUGGAUCCAACGACGCGGUUUCCUGUGGAGCUGCUUUACGAAGAGGGAACCAGAGGGAGCUAAGACAAGUAAAGGAGCCUAAGACUGGGGAAGACUCUUCCUUGGUUUUAGACAGGAUUUUAGAUGGGCAGGAUGGUGCUGUCCCAGGUGGAGUUUCAGAAUUCGACUGGCUGGAUGAUCUCUCCGACAGCGCAGGCAGUAGUCUGAGCAGAAUAGACUGGGCUGCUAUUGAAAGGAUGGUGGCUACAGAAGAAGACUAAUAGGAGAAACAACUACUGUACAGUAAUCUUGAUCAAAUAGUACCAUAGCUGCCUAUAAUCAGAAUUAUAAAUUGUAGAUUUAAGAAUAUGUUCUUUAUUGUCUGAAGUUAGAUAUGGAAACUUUUUAAACAUUUUUGUUUUUAAUGUCUUUAUAAGUUAUCUUUAUAUUUCUAUAACUAUGUCUUAUUGACUGUUUUUAAGCUGUGGUUUAAUUA
Messenger RNA from Cyprinodon variegatus (sheepshead minnow), 9997 nucleotides. RefSeq names its product chromosome unknown open reading frame, human C5orf42 (gene cplane1). The transcript has 50 exons. Gene Ontology annotation, molecular function: protein binding. Gene Ontology annotation, biological process: cilium assembly. Gene Ontology annotation, cellular component: ciliary transition zone. The record is from RefSeq and is a predicted model, not a curated record. NCBI's taxonomy places the organism in Eukaryota, Metazoa, Chordata, Actinopteri, Cyprinodontiformes, Cyprinodontidae. Bases 168 to 9782 code for a protein of 3204 amino acids.